Epithele typhae is the source of this 387-nucleotide messenger RNA. RefSeq lists its product as uncharacterized. The annotation marks the transcript as partial. The record is from RefSeq and is a predicted model, not a curated record. The transcript has a single exon. NCBI's taxonomy places the organism in Eukaryota, Fungi, Basidiomycota, Agaricomycetes, Polyporales, Epitheliaceae.
GACCCGAAGACCGAGAUGCGCUGGACGCUGGAGCGGUUCGCGAAACACGUCUUCGUCAAGCACCGGCUGCGCCUCGUCGGCUGGCCGCACGGUACCAAGUUCAGCAACCUCAGCGACACUGCGAAGAGCUUGAACGAGCUCACCCGCCUGCACCGGCUGUGGGACCGUGGCGACCUGCGGUUCGAGCGCGUGAGUGUAGAGGAGGCAGAGGCGGCGAGGGCGAACUGCCACCUUGCGGCGCCGACGCCGUUCGUCCUCCCACGGGGAUCACGGGCGGACGAAGGCGAGCGGCGGGACCCAGGCGUGGUGGAGUUUGGGUUGUGGCACCGGCGGAUGUCUUGCAUGGUGACGAAGUCGCAGCGGGAGAUUACGUCGGAGGACGAGGCG